This is a messenger RNA of Clupea harengus (Atlantic herring), 752 nucleotides long. Its product is annotated as stonustoxin subunit beta-like. NCBI's taxonomy places the organism in Eukaryota, Metazoa, Chordata, Actinopteri, Clupeiformes, Clupeidae. The transcript has 4 exons. The record is from RefSeq and is a predicted model, not a curated record. Gene Ontology annotation, molecular function: protein binding. The coding region runs from base 156 to 752 and encodes 198 amino acids.
ACUCUGAAACAUUUAACAGCCAGUACAGGUGGAACAGGUCUUAGGUGGUUACACUGAUCUCAAGUGAGACAACUGAAAUUAAUCAAGACGCGGAGGAAGCUGCAGGUCACAGUAAGACACUCAGACCAGAGUCUGCACUACACAGCUGUGUGACCAUGAAGAAUGACCAGGACAUGGAUGAUCCUGGAAACAUGAGCAGCACAUCAACACAGCCCAAUGCAGGAACUGACCAUGCUUCAGUAAGCAGAGCUCGACCACGUUUGCUGAGAUAUGCCUGUGAGCUCACACUGGACACAAACACAGCAGGCAGAUGUCUCUCUCUCUCUGAGGGGAACAGAAAGGUGACACAUGUGAAAAAGGAGCAUCUGUAUCCUGACCACCCAGAGAGAUUUGUCUUGUGGGAUCAGGUGUUGUGUAAAGAGGGAUUGUCUGGACGCUGCUACUGGGAGGCUGAGUGGAGUGGGAGGGGGGCUUAUAUAGCUGUGGCGUAUAAAAGCAUCCAGAGGAAAGGGGGGAGUGAUGACUGCCUGCUGGGACAUAAUGACAAGUCCUGGAGUCUGGAGUGCUCUCCUCAUACAUACUCUGGCAGUUACUCUGCCAGACACAAUAAUGAAGACACAGACAUACCUGCCCCCUCCUCCGGCUCCAGAACAGUAGGAGUGUACCUGGACUGGCCGGCCGGCACUCUGUCCUUCUACAGCAUCUCCUCUGACACUCACCCACCAGCCCACGUUCUACUCCACAUUCACUGA